Messenger RNA from Schistocerca piceifrons (Central American locust), 996 nucleotides. Its product is annotated as piggyBac transposable element-derived protein 4-like. The transcript is spliced from 2 exons. NCBI's taxonomy places the organism in Eukaryota, Metazoa, Arthropoda, Insecta, Orthoptera, Acrididae. The record is from RefSeq and is a predicted model, not a curated record. Bases 1 to 996 code for a protein of 331 amino acids.
AUGUCAAGAAGAGGCUUACGAGAUGAAGAAAUCGAACGAUUAUUGUGUGAAAUUCCAUCAGACGAGGAUUCCACUGUUGACACCACAGAUGACGAAUCUGAUUAUGAAGCAAGCAUUGUUGCGGAGGCUAUUGUGUCGUCUGAAGGCGAAGUUUCAGAGAGCGAGGAAGAAAGUGAGUCCACUCCGCCAAAACGCGCUGCUGACACAGCGCCAACUUGGGGACAACAAUUCAAUGCUACCUCAGGAAUGCAGUUCGACAGUGAAUCAGGACCAAGUGCUUUUAUUAGGGACAUUGAUGAUCCAGAACCUAUCGAUAUAUUCGAAAAAAUAUUUCCAAAAGAGCUAGUUGAGCUAAUCGUUUUCCAAACAAAUUUAUAUGCGACGCAAUCUGGCAAGUCUUUCACUCCAACAACUGACAAUGAAAUACGAACUUUCCUGGGAAUCAACAUUUUGAUGGGUAUAAAGCGUAUGCCAGCAUACAGAGACUACUGGUCUAGUGCCCCAGAACUUCAUGAUCGUUAUAUUGCAUCUCUGAUGGCAGUAAAUCGGUUUGGAUGGUUACUGAGGAACAUUCAUCUGAAUGAUAACACAUUGCAUCCAGAAAAAGGACACCCAGGUUAUGACAAACUGUACAAGCUGCGACCAGUGAUCAAGAUACUAUCUGAAUCUUUUUCCAAGUGUUACCAACCCAGCAAACACCUAGCAAUUGAUGAGUCAAUGAUCAAAUUCAAAGGCCGCAACAGUAUGAAACAAUACAUGAGAGAUAAACCCAUAAAGCGUGGUUACAAAGUGUGGAUGCUGUGUGACAAGACCUCUUACAACUUGAAAUUUGAUAUUUACACCGGAAAACGGGCAGUCGGCAGCCCUGGAACUGGAAGCAGCGCGGCAGGAAGUGCACGCCUGGAGCGGGCCACGUCGCACUCCAGCGGCCAGUCUGACGUCACCGUGGAGUUUGCAUUCUGCCGGCACGACGCCAGCGGCGGUGUCCCAUGCUAA